Messenger RNA from Osmerus eperlanus (European smelt), 2451 nucleotides. RefSeq names its product adenosine deaminase 2a (gene ada2a). The record is from RefSeq and is a predicted model, not a curated record. Gene Ontology annotation, molecular function: adenosine deaminase activity. The transcript has 10 exons. Gene Ontology annotation, biological process: adenosine catabolic process; inosine biosynthetic process. Bases 315 to 1931 code for a protein of 538 amino acids. Lineage: Eukaryota; Metazoa; Chordata; Actinopteri; Osmeriformes; Osmeridae.
GUGACGUGUGUACUAGUGUUGUUGGAGACGAGCCUUCGACAUCAGAAGACUUGACUAAGCUGGAGAACAAAAUACGUUAUAAAUGCAAUUAUUUUUUUAUAAUUAGAGCAUUAAAAUAAUCACUCCUGUCACUUGCCGGAUAUGCUUGUUUAGUGGUGAGAUCCCAUUACGCUUACGUAACCUAUAAUUUGGCAAUAUGUAGCCUCGACAAUGUUAUUACGGCUGUUAUUAGAACCUCCAGUUUGCUACUGUGAAACGUGCAGGCGGUCAGACGUUUUCGCCAUACGUGCAACUCGGAAGUUUUAGAGAGUGUUAUGGUGAUAAUAAUGGCCCACAUUAGGCGGAUUUCACCAAGGAAUAACAACGGUCUGUGCCAUCGUGGUGUUGAUCAGCCCACCAGCUCGACCAUGUUGUCAUGGCUACGACUCCACCAGGUGGCUACACUGUUAACCUUGCCCCUGCUGCUGAGCUGGGGGACGCUGUGCGGGGGCAGCCCUGACCCCCGCCUCCGAGAGUCCCUGAUGUGGCAGGAGGGGUCGAUGCAGACGGGAGGCACCCUGCUUUUGACAGAGGCUGAGACGGAACUCGGGGCGCAGCUCCAGAAGCUGAAGAAGCAGGAAAUGGAGAGGUCAGAUUUCCCGCCGACCUUGCACUUUUUCAAGGCCCGGUCCCUCAUCCAGCAGAGCCCCAUCUACAGGCUGCUGCACAGGAUGCCCAAAGGGGCGGCGCUUCACGUGCACGACUUCUCCCUGGUGGGUGUGGAGUGGUUGGUGAGGAACGUGACGUACCGGCCACACUGCUACAUGUGUUUCACGGAUGACAGCUCCAUCCGGUUCCUGUUUUCCUCCCGCCAGCCCUCCCCUCUGGCCCACUGCUCCCCCUGGGCCUUGCUGGAGACACUGAGAGCCAAGCUGAAGAACACCACUGACCUUGACAGCAGCAUCAUGAGAAACCUGACCCUGUUCACGGAGGACCCUGACCAGGCCUACCCCAGCCAGGCCAUGGUAUGGAAGGCGUUCGAGCAGGCCUUCCUCGUGGCUCUGGGCCUGGUCACACACGCACCCGUCUUCAAGGACUACUUCUACGAAGGCCUGAGGCAGUUCUACAUGGACAACAUCAUGUACCUGGAGCUCAGAGCUCUACUACCUGAGACCUACGAGCUGGACGGCAGCACCCAUGACAGAGCCUGGAGCCUGAGGACCUACCAGGAAGUGACCAGGAUGUUUGUGUCAGAACACCCCGACUUUCUGGGGACAAAGGUCAUCUUCACAGUCCACAGGGGUAUGAAUCUCUCCAUGGUGAAAGAGGCUGUUGAGGAAGCUAUGGAACUACAGAGAGACUAUCCAGAAAUCAUGGCUGGUUUUGAUCUGGUGGGCCGGGAGGACAGCGGAAGACCUCUCUGGUUCUUCAGAGAGGCUCUGUCUCUCCCGGGAGAGAGAGGCGUCGCCCUCCCCUUCUUCUUCCACGCUGGAGAGACCGAUGCGGAGGGUACAGAGGUGGACCAGAACAUGCUGGACGCCCUGCUGUUCAACACCUCUCGUAUCGGCCACGGCUUUGCUCUGGUGCGCCACCCAGUGGCCAAGGAGCUGUCCAGGAAGAUGGGGGUGGCGGUGGAGGUGUGCCCCAUCUCCAACCAGGUGCUGAAACUGGUGUCCGAUCUCAGGAACCACCCUGCCGCUGUGCUCAUGUCCGAGGGCCACCCAUUGGUCAUCAGCUCAGAUGACCCGGCCACUUUUGGUUCCUCUGGCCUAUCGUACGACUUCUACGAGGCCUUUGUUGGCAUAGGGGGAAUGAGCUCGGACAUCAGGACCCUGAAACAGCUGGCCCUAAACUCCAUCAAGUACAGUGCUCUCACACCCCGGAUGAAGCAGGAGGCCACAGACCUGUGGCAGCGCAGCUGGGAGAAGUUUGUCUCUGAGAACGUCCUGUAGAGGACAAGAUGGAGGCCAUGAUAGGGGCUGUCUUGUUUUGAAAAUGAGCCAUUACUUAGAACCACAAGAACCUCUGUUGAUAAUUAGCUAGUUAAACCUUGAUAGACAUUGGUGCUUUUGGACACUAGGGGACUGCAGGUCCAGUGCUGGAACAGAGGGAAAUUGACCUGAAAAGUCAACAAAAAUCACAAACAGGUCGAGGGAAAAUGUUGAGUGCUACAGGGCAACGUGAGGCUCUUGAGUGCCACUGCUGGUUCAUAUUGCCCUCUUGUGGUAGAGGUGUGUACUGCACUUCCCUUGACUAUCAGACCUCACUGAGCUCCUACAAAAUGGAGGCUACCUGACUAGCAAUCUAGCCACUACAAAGUUAAAUGAUAUUGUUUUGUGUGUAACUUUUUUCUUUACUUAUGAAUGUGUUUGCACUUUAUUACUUAUGAUUUACCAUGGCCAUGUAGCAUCUGUAGGUCAACAACACUGUUUUCCAACAACUGGAAGAAUUACAACACUUCUCUGACACUUC